This is a messenger RNA of Punica granatum (pomegranate), 848 nucleotides long. The record is from RefSeq and is a predicted model, not a curated record. Lineage: Eukaryota; Viridiplantae; Streptophyta; Magnoliopsida; Myrtales; Lythraceae.
CUAAGGCAGCCUCACGAACUUUAUCCAUCUUUUCAGACAAACCCCUCCGCCUCCGGCACCUAUCUCCCUCCCUCUCCGACUCGCCGACCGUACCAAACCAACGCCGCCGACUCCAUUUGAGCUCCGUCGACGACGGACCACGAGAUGAUGUGGGACGAGGCAUUCCCUCAGCCUCAGUACGCCUCCGACGGCGGACAAGAGGAACCCCACGGCGAGUACUCCCACCUCAAUUUCGAUUUCUUCUCCCUACUCGCGAAGCCCAAGGAUUACUACAAGAUAUUGGAGGUGGAUUACGACGCCACCGACGACGCGAUUCGGUCGAAUUACAUCCGCCUUGCACUGAAAUGGCACCCUGAUAAACAAAAGAAUCAAGAUGAUGCCACUUCGAGGUUUCAAGAGAUAAACGAGGCUUAUCGGGUGCUAAGUGAUCCUGUCAGGAGGAUGGAAUAUGACAAGAAUGGGAUGCAGCAUGUCUACGACUAUGAUCUGAUAGAGUAUCUUAAACGGUACAAGGGCCUGAUAUUAACAUGCAACGGCCUCGGAAUUCAGCAUUCGAUUUGGUGAAUCGAACUCACAGGAAUCAUCCUAUUCUCGAGAAUGAUAGAGCUCACUAUCGGCUGAGUAAUGUAUAUGAUUUAGCUUUCAGGUGUACUGUGAGGUCUUAAUUCCAGGCCGAUGUAAAUUGAAUGGGAUACGGCUUUAACAUCAUUCUAGAAGGCCAACUUUUGUCCGAUGAUGUCGCCGAUAAUAAGCUCUGUAUACAAACCUGCCCAGCUCCAUGAUGUCUUUGACGUCAAAUUUGUCGGCCUUACAGUUACACUAGCAAUCCCGAAACAGUAGUCCAUAAA